Molecule: messenger RNA, 5748 nt
Organism: Syngnathoides biaculeatus (alligator pipefish)
Lineage: Eukaryota; Metazoa; Chordata; Actinopteri; Syngnathiformes; Syngnathidae
Product: histone demethylase UTY-like
Exons: 30
Coding region: 316-4707 (1463 amino acids)
Biological process (GO): regulation of gene expression; heart development
Cellular component (GO): MLL3/4 complex
Molecular function (GO): chromatin DNA binding; protein binding; RNA polymerase II cis-regulatory region sequence-specific DNA binding
Source: RefSeq, a predicted model, not a curated record
GCGUGGGUUCGCUUCGGUGACACAAUUAAAACAACUUUUAUCUUCUCGGCCGAAACGCGUUCAAUUGAGGCAUAUUUACACUUUGGAUUAUUUGUUCAAGUACUAGCAAUUGAACCGCGGUUUAAUCUCGUUUUGGGAAGAAAAAUGUGACGUUUGAACAUCAGAUAGCGGAGCGCUGCUGUCCCCCGGAAAGGAUUUACUACAUCUAUUCGCAUCUUUUUAGGCGGAGAAAAAGUUUUUGAUCUUUUGUUUUUGUCCGGUUCCCUCUAUUUGAUUUGGUGGAGCAAGACAAUCGCCUCAGCUUUGGGAUUUUCCAUGCAAUCCUGCAGUGUGUCUGUCGCCGUUGCUGCCUGCGCUGCUGCUCGGAGUCUCGGCUCAGCUUCAGAUAGUGGUGAUGAGGAAAAGAAAAUGGCGGCGGGAAAAGCGAGUGAAACAGAGGAGGACUUUCCGACAUUGACAGCCCAGGAGAGGGACACUUUGGCCGGGAUUGACAGCUCACUCUUUGGAUUUCAGAAGCUUCAUGAAGAUGGCGCCAGAACGAAGGCCCUGUUGAUGAAGGCUGUCCGAUGCUACGAUUCACUCAUCCUCAAGGCGGAUGGCAAAGUUGAGCCAGAGGUGUUUUGCCAGCUAGGUCACUUCAACCUCCUCUUGGAGGAUUACCCAAAAGCAUUAUCAGCAUACCAGAGGUACUACGGUUUACAGUCAGACUACUGGAAGAAUGCUGCCUUUCUCUAUGGCCUGGGAAUGGUCUACUUCCACUACAAUGCCUUUCAGUGGGCAAUCAAAGCAUUCCAGGAAGUGUUGUAUAUUGAUCCGGGAUUCUCCCGUGCCAAGGAGAUCCACCUUCGACUGGGUCUCAUGUUCAAGGUCAACACAGACUACGAGUCGAGCCUAAAGCAUUUUCAGCUUGCUUUGAUUGACUCCAAUCCCUGCACUUUGUCCAAAACUGAAAUUCAGUUCCACAUUGCUCAUUUAUACGAGAUUCAGAAGAGAUAUCGUGCUGCCAAGGAAGCCUAUGAAAGCCUCCUGCAGACAGAGGAUCUUCCCGCACAGGUGAAAGCCACUACCCUGCAACAGCUUGGGUGGAUGCAUCACACAGUGGAGCAGCUUGGUGACAAAGCUAGUAGGGACAGCUAUGCCAUCCAGUGUCUGCAGAAAUCCCUGGAGGCAGAUCCCAACUCUGGACAGUCAUGGUACUUCCUGGGCAGGUGCUACUCUAGUAUUGGAAAGGUCCAGGAUGCCUUCAUCUCCUAUCGGCAGUCCAUCGAUAAAUCUGAGGCCAGCGCGGAUACCUGGUGCUCUAUUGGGGUGCUAUAUCAGCAGCAGAACCAGCCCAUGGAUGCACUGCAGGCCUACAUUUGUGCUGUGCAGCUGGACCACAGCCAUGCUGCCGCCUGGAUGGACCUGGGCACACUGUAUGAGUCGUGCAACCAACCGCAUGAUGCCAUCAAGUGCUACAUCAACGCUACACGCAGCAAGGCUUGCACCAAUGCCACCAUGUUGACCCAUCGAAUCAAAUGCCUACAGGCUCAGUUGAGUAACCCCCAGCUCAGUAGCCCACAGAGUAAAAGUAAAAUGCUCCCUCUUAUUGAGGAGGCAUGGAGUCUACCAAUCCCAGCGGAGCUCACCUCCAGGCAGGGAGGCCUGAGCAGUGCCCCACAGCAGGCCUGCAAACCCAACCGUGCGGCAGAGGGUAGCGGUGCAGGUCACUCUCUGCCUCCUCAUGUGGCUGCACUGGGCCAAGGAGAGGACCAGUCCUGCCCAGCCAAGAGGAAGCGAACGUCCAGCCCUGCCAAGGGAGAUUCCUGGGCUACUAAUCCAGUGCAGCAGCCUGUUCCCAACUGGUACCUCUCCCCACAGAAGUUGCAGUUGUUAGAACAACUACGGCGUAAUCGACCUAGCCUGAAGCCCUCACAGCUGCAGAUGUUGGAGCAGCUGGAUUCUCAGUUCACCAUGAUGCAGCAGCACCAGUUGCGACAAAAUGCGUCAGGAGGUCAGGUGCGGCCCUCCUUCCACAAUGGCCCAACUGCCAAUUCUCUCCCAUCCCCUAAUCCCAGCCUCCAUCCCACGCGGCCUCAUCUGGGAACUCAUCGGUCCCUCUGCCCCCCUCAACCCUUAACCAAUGGGCCUAUGGGUCCCGGGGCACACAGACACUCAGACUCUGUCUCCCUUCCUGUCGGUGAAAGCAACAGUAGAAGUAGUAAUAAUCAGCCGGGGCCUAUGGCCUCGGGGCCCAAUAGAGAUGUGCCUUACCUGCAACCUGCCGGCAGCGACGACUCAGCACUACCUCACACCUGCACAAGCACGCAAACACAGGACGCCACGCCACGCCCUCUGCACCUUAUCUCUUCUCAGGUGCCACAGAAACAGUCCGUUCCUCUUGUGAGCUCCAAUGCUGAGGGAGCCACCUCUCAUCUGCAUCCCCCCAACUCCAUUGCCCCCCAGCAGUCCAACAAUCAGGUUGGACAUUCCAACACUGCAACGCAACAGCCACAACACAACCACCUACCAUCCCCACCUUCUCUUCCCCCUUCCUCUACCUCAAGUAGGGCAGCACCAGGUGUGUCCACGACCAAAGAUGGCAACAUUACGGCCACCCUUGUCACCGCAUCCGCAUCCCUUGGUAACGGCCGUUCAGAGGGCAAGAUCCUGUUGCCACUGGGAUCAGCUGACGGUAAAGUGGCGCAGUCAGACAACCUAGCAUAUAGUCUCCACUUGGGGGAGGGCGACAAAGUUGCAGAAGGUGGUGAGAAGCAGAGCCUUAGCACAGACAAUCCAAGACUAUCUGCCCUGCUGGCAGGGGGGGCGGAGGGGAUUAAGGGAAAGACAGAAGGCAUUGUAUCUACGACAUCUCCCAACAAAGUCAACAACAUCCACCCUGCAGGCUUGCCCUCUACCCCCAACACACAGGGAAGCUCAGCUGCCUCCUCACCUGUCUCUGCCAUAUCCACCGCCACGCCCUCACCCAAAUCCUUAGAACACACCCAAAUAGGCGGCCAUAGUCCUGCCACAACCAUAACAACACCAGCUGUUAAUGGUAACAGCAAAGGGGGGAUCUCAGAGGACUCUCGGAGCCCACUGAAGGCAGAGCCACCCGUGGUCACUGGUCUCAAGGCCACGCCUCCGCAUGGCUCCUCUUCGUCAUCCUCAUCUUCUUCAUCAUCUGUAUCAAUCUACCCCAGCUCCACUGAUGUGCUGAAAGCCUGUAGAAACCUGGGCAAAAAUGGGCUUUCCAACAGCAGCAUUCUUCUUGACAAGUGCCCGCCACCACGGCUCCCCCCUCCUCCCAAGCCAGCCCUGCCCAAAGACAAGCUCAACCCACCGACCCCCAGCAUCUAUUUGGAGAACAAAAGAGAUGCUUUUUUCCCCCCACUGCACCAGUUCUGCACAAAUCCCUCCAAUCCUGUCACUGUCAUCAGAGGACUGGCUGGAGCACUCAAACUGGAUUUGGGCCUUUUCUCAACUAAGACAUUGGUUGAGGCCAACCCAGAGCACUUGGUAGAAGUGUGGACGCAGCUGUCACAACCUGCGGAUGAGAACUGGGAUGUGACGGGCACCAAGAAAAUGUGGCGCUGUGAAAGUGCUCGAGCACAUACAACCAUUGCCAAGUAUGCGCAGUAUCAGGCUGCUUCCUUCCAAGAGUCCUUACGGGAGGAAAAUGAAAAGAAGGCACUCAAAGAACCUUGUGACACAGAGCCUGUAGCAGAGAGUGUUGUGCGCAAAAGAAGGGGACCCUUAAAGCACAUCAAGUUUGGAACAAAUAUUGACGUUUCAGAUGAAAGGAAAUGGAAGCAACAGCUCCAGGAACUCAGUAAACUGCCAGCAUUCGCUCGUGUUGUAUCAGCAGGCAACUUGCUCAGCCACGUGGGCCACACCAUUCUGGGAAUGAACACUGUUCAGCUGUACAUGAAGGUCCCGGGAAGCCGGAUAGCGGGUCACCAGGAGUCCAACAACUUCUGCUCAGUCAACAUUAACAUUGGGCCUGGAGACUGUGAAUGGUUUGCUGUACCAGAGGCCUACUGGGGUGUAAUGAGCACCUUCUGCGAAAAAAACAAUAUUAACUUCCUGAUGGGCUCGUGGUGGCCAAAUCUGGAGGACCUGUAUGAAGCUGAUGUCCCAGUAUACCGCUUCAUCCAGCGCCCCGGUGAUCUAGUAUGGCUCAACACAGGCACCGUCCACUGGGUGCAGGCCAUUGGUUGGUGCAAUAACAUAGCCUGGAACGUUGGACCACUUACAGCCCAUCAAUACAAGUUGGCUGUAGAGCGUUAUGAGUGGAAUAAGCUCCAAAGCGUAAAAUCCAUGGUUCCCAUGGUGCACCUCUCCUGGAACAUGGCACGCAACAUAAAGGUUUCUGAUCACAAGUUGUUUGAGAUGAUCAAGUACUGUUUGCUGCGGACGCUGAAGCAGUGCCAGUGGGUGAAGGAAGCCUUAGCAACAGCUGGCAAAGAAACAGUGCUGAGAAACAGAACCAGAGACGAACCAGCCCACUACUGCACCAUCUGUGAGGUUGAGGUGUUCAACCUCUUAUUUGUGCGCCGUGAGCUCCUGUCUAAGAAGCAGUACGUGGUUCACUGCCAGGACUGUGCCCGUAAAGGCAGUGCCACGCUGGAUGACUUUGUGGUGCUGGAGCAACACAGGAUGGAGGACCUCAUGCAGGUCUACGACCAAUUUGCAUUAGCCCCUCCUCUUCAUUCAUCUUCAUCUUGACAUUAGGAGACCCAUUUCUUCUCCAGCGGAACCGUAAAGCCAAUUUAACUGAAAAUGCAUCCAUGUACACGGACCCCUUUCUGAUAUUCAGGAAAGCCAAGGCCGUCUCCACACCUUUGCCACCACCCCUUCCCACCCCGCAUGGCAGGUCUCCAUUGCGACGGCUGGAGGCUGAGGCUGCUGCGUGUCUGUCUAUGCAACCUAUUUGGCGCACAGGCCCCAACCAGAUGGGGACAGCACCAAGAUUGCUCACAGGACUGUUUCUCCCGCUACCCUCUCAACCCACUCUAUAAUGACAAUAGUUCAGUCUGUUUCAGUAGAGGACUUUAUCAAAAAUGCUUGGGAGCAGGAGAAUGAAGGGAUUGUCUCUGUGUGAUAAAAUGUUUUGUAGAUACUUAACUGUUGAUAACUGGCUAUACCACCCUUAAAAGACUACUGACUUGACCACCUUCUUGCCCUUUUCUCACUUUCUCUUCUGCAUAGAGGCUUUGACCUAUAAUUUUUAACAAUUUCCCCAAAUGUCUACAGUUUGUCCCCCCAAAGGUGCACUUCCCUGCUCUUGGUCUAUGCUAUUUUGAGGCUCAAUAUCCUCACAAAAAAUUGUAAUGUGACUGUUUUGGUUUUAUUCUUUCUCAGCUUUUUUUCUGUUUUGUUCUUUUCCAAACUUUUUUCUAAGGUAAGAAAAAAGCCUCGUAAAAAUUAUAUAUACUAGCCAAGUCACAAAGAAAAUGGGUUGCACAUAGACUUAUGAAAUAAAAUUUAAUUUGUGAUUGUUCUGUUUCUUAAUCUUGAUGUAAAUUUACACUAUUUAUAAAUACAUAUUUAUUGCUUGAAAAUAUUUGUGGAUGGAAUGCUGUUAUUUUUUUCCAGAAUACCUGCCAUUAAAUUUGAAGGGGUUUUGUCAUUUUAACAUAACUCCUCUUACAUUUUCUAUAUAUAAAUAAAAUUGCUUAGCAAGCAUUGUACAGAAACGGACAUUUAAAAUUGUUUUAUUGUUUGAAGAAUGUUUUAUGAGUCAAUAAACACAAAGUUGUCAAAUUA